AGGUGUUCAGGCUAUAGAGUGGCUGUUAACAAGAGGAAAGCAGUCGGUUUAACUGUCACACGACUCACUUUUCAAGCAGACGACCGUCUAACCAGAGAAUAUGUUGUGGUCCGUGCAACUCUUUCUGCUUCUGGGCUGCACAACUGUCAUUGGCACUGACAUCAGACUGGUGAAUGGUGACUCCUGUUCUGGACGAGUGGAGGUUCUCUAUAAUGGAAUAUGGGGAACAGUGUGUGAUGAUAACUGGGAUCUGUCAGAUGCUGCAGUGGUGUGUAGAGAGAUGGACUGUGGGAAUGUGAUAGAGGCAAAGAGUUUAGCUUAUUUUGGACAAGGAUCAGGACAGAUAUGGAUGGAUGAUGUAAACUGUGCUGGGAAUGAAUCCUCUCUAAAGAACUGUAGGACACCUGGAUGGGGAAUAAGUAACUGUGGACAUUCUGAAGAUGCUGGAGUCAUCUGCAACUUAUCUGUCAGGUUGGUGAAUGGCAGUGACUCCUGUUCUGGACGAGUGGAGGUUCUCUAUAAUGGAACAUGGGGAACAGUGUGUGAUGAUGUCUGGGAUCUGUCAGAUGCUGCAGUGGUGUGUAGAGAGAUGGGAUGUGGGAAUGUGAUCGAGGCAAAGAGUAAAGCUUAUUUUGGACAAGGAUCAGGACAGAUAUGGAUGGAUGAUGUAAAUUGUGCUGGGAAUGAGUCCUCACUAAAGAACUGUAGGACACCUGGAUGGGGAAUACAUAACUGUGGACAUCAUGGAGAUGCUGGAGUCAUCUGCAAUUCUGUCAAGUUGGUGAAUGGCGGUGACUCUUGUUCUGGACGAGUGGAGGUUCUCUAUAAUGGAACAUGGGGAACAGUGUGUGAUGAUGGCUGGGAUCUGACAGAUGCUGCAGUGGUGUGUAGAGAGAUGGGAUGUAGGAAUGUGACAGAGGCAAAGAGUGCUGCUUAUUUUGGACAAGGAUCUGGACAGAUAUGGAUGGAUGAUGUUCAAUGUGCUGGGAAUGAGUCCUCACUAAGGCACUGUACGACAAGAGGAUGGGGAAUACAUGACUGUGGACAUCAUAAAGAUGCUGGAGUCAUCUGCAACUCUGUCAGGUUGGUAAAUGGAGACAACUCCUGUUCUGGACGAGUGGAGGUUCUCUAUAAUGGAACAUGGGGAACAGUGUGUGAUGAUGGCUGGGAUCUGUCAGAUGCUGCAGUGGUGUGUAGAGAGAUGGGCUGUGGGAAUGUGAUCGAGGCAAAGAGUUUAGCUUAUUUUGGACAAGGAUCUGGACAGAUAUGGAUGGAUGAUGUAAACUGCACUGGCACUGAGUCCUCACUAAAGAACUGUUGGACACCUGGAUGGGGAAUACGUAACUGUGGACAUAAAGAAGACGCUGGAGUCAUCUGCCAAUCUGUUACUGACAUCAGCAGCACAGAUACAACAAUCAUACCAGAGACAACCUCAGCUGCUGUUACUGACAUCAGCAGCACAGAUACAACAAUCAUACCAGAGACAACCUCAGCUGCUGUUACGGACAUCAGCAGCACCUAUACAACAGUCAAACGAGAAACAACAUCAGUUGCUGUUACUGACAUCAGCAGCACCUAUACAACAGUCAGACGAGAAACAACAUCAGCUGCAUUUACUGACAUUAGCAGCACAGAUACAACAGUCAGACCAGAAACAACUUCAGCUGGUUUAAAUAUAACGCUGCUGCAGAAAAAAUGUGAUAGACAGACCUCAGGAGGCUGCAUUCAAAAUCUUCUUAAGCAGAUAGAGAACAUUACAGCUCAAGUGCUCUCUGUGAUUGAAGUGACCAGCAUUUUGACUAUGGCCUUCAACGCUUCAGAGAAGAUUUUAGAGACGUCAUCAUCAGCCAACCCAAAAGAACUAACAUCUUAUGGAAACGACAUGUUAAAAAUCAGUGAGAAACUCAUAUCUACAUUGGUGAAGCCGACAGACACAAGUGAAAUUGUCAGUUUUACUCUUGCUGCUGUAGAGGGACAAGUCUUCAUGGUUGGACCAAAAUUCACCUUAGAUAAAAUCCCUCGACUUAACACAACAAAUUCUUCUGUGGACAUCGAUCUCAUUGGGAUCGCCAAGAACAACACUGGAAGAUCAGCUUCUGUGGCAUUCAUGAGCUACAACACAAUGGAGAAUCUACUGCAGCCAAACUUUUUCAACACACCAAAUGACACUGAUAAAACCAUGAUGUCCACUGUGAUCUCAGCUACUCUUCCUAAAACCACCAACACUGAACUCACCAAACCAGUCAACUUCACCCUCAAACACAUCAGAGAGCUCGACCCCAACGGUUCUCUGUCCUGUGUGUACUGGAAUGUCAGUGAGUGGGUUGUAGAUGGAUGUUCUGUUUUAAAGACCAACAGCAGCUUCACCGUGUGUUCCUGUGUUCAUCUGUCAACAUUCGCUCUCAUCAUGCAAACCCCAUCAAUCCCACUCCCACCAGAGAGCGACUCACUGUUGGAGCGGUUGAAUCUGGUGUGUGUGAUCGUGGGGCUGGUGUUCUUCAGUUUGGCCCUGUUGUCCUUUGCUCUUUGUCAGUGGAGUCCUGGAGUGAAUAAUGUGGCUCGAGUCAACCUCUGCAUGAGUUUGCUGUUGGCUCACCUUCUCUUCUUGCUCACACAACAGUUUCUGAGCCUCAUACGCCCUCAGCAGGUGUUGUGUGCCGUGAUAUCAGGAGUUCUGCACUUCCUCUUUCUCUCCGGCUUUGUGUGGAUGUUCAUUGAAGCUGUGCUGCUCUACGUCUGUGUGACGAACCUAUCACGGAUCAGCUCUAAAAAGUGGGAGGUGCUUAACAGUGGAUUCCUGUGUGUGAUUGGAUAUGCGGUUGCUCUGGUUGUGGUGGGCGUGUCUGGCUGGCUGGUUCCUGAUGGCUACGGCAGUGAACACUGCUGGAUUAAAGUGGAUAAAGGUUUUAUCUGGAGUUUUCUGGGUCCUGUUACUGUCAUACUUGCAUUGAACAUGAUUCUCUUCAUCAGCAUCAUCAUCAGUCUGAGCUCAACUCUCAAAAAUCUGAACGUUGAAAUUUCACAGAUGAAACAAACCAGGAUUAUGGUAUUUAAAACACUGGCUCAGUUUGUGGUUCUUGGUUGCUCCUGGAUUCUGGGUUUCUUCACUAAUGGCAGUAAGGUGCUGGAGAUCCUCUUCCUGAUCUUGAACUCCCAGCAGGGAACCUUCAUCUUCCUGAUCUAUUGUGUCCUCAAUAAUGAGGUCAGGCAGCAGUACAGAAACUGCUUCAGAUGUCUUUGCUGUGCACUCAAAAAACACUGAGGACUACAGCAUCAUGUUCAGGAAAAACCUGAUACAGCAGGCAGUUACCGAUAUGGUGUUGUGUAAUCUGUUCCUGGAAAUCUACUGACAAGGAACUACAUAUGUAUGAAAUUACAUUUCAAUUAAAGGAGGUUUCCUUAUAAUGAUGAUGGACAGAUAGUAGCAGUCUGUUGUGUCAGCUGAGGAUCACUGUAUAUCAGCUUGUAUACUGUAUUUCUGUUAAUAAUGAUACUCAUCAAUCUCUUUCAAUCAAACACACUGUAGCAUGUGCUGAGGUGUGAUUUGUGUGUUGUUUAGUGGAGUAAUUAAGGCUCUGACCAGAUCAGGACUCUUACUGUAAGUUCAUUUAUAUAUUUAAAGAUGUAUAAAUCUUUACAAUUACUCCAGAGCUCUCGUAGAUCUACACUAAUUUUCAGGUCUGAUGUCCUUGGGAAACAGUUUGUGAUUCUAAGAUAAUACAUUACAAUCUAAUGACUUGUUUGCUUAUAUUUUAAGGAUUUGUUGUUGUUGUUUCACUCAAUUUUUGUUGUUGUUGUUGUUGUUGUUGUUGUUGUUGUUGUUGUUUUUUCACUCCAAAAAUACAAUUUACAACUUAUUAAAUAAUAUUCAUGAAAUACAAAGUUUAGA
Molecule: messenger RNA, 3889 nt
Organism: Megalobrama amblycephala (Wuchang bream)
Lineage: Eukaryota; Metazoa; Chordata; Actinopteri; Cypriniformes; Xenocyprididae
Product: adhesion G protein-coupled receptor E1-like
Exons: 23
Coding region: 101-3262 (1053 amino acids)
Biological process (GO): cell surface receptor signaling pathway; G protein-coupled receptor signaling pathway
Cellular component (GO): membrane
Molecular function (GO): G protein-coupled receptor activity
Source: RefSeq, a predicted model, not a curated record